AUGAAGGAGGUCAUCUACAGCUUCUACCCUGAUCUUUUCGACAGCCACGUCUACCCGCCUACCUACUAUGUUUGUGCCGCUCUCGAAAACCACAUGCGUCAUAUGGAUGAAAGCAUGGGAGUAAAGGUCGGCGGCCGCUACCUACAUCAUCUCCGCUUUGCAGAUGACAUCGUGCUUAUAACAUUCGACAUCGAGCAGGUGGAACAAAUGCUGGCCGAAUUCGACAAUGCUUGUGAAGAGAUCUGA
This is a messenger RNA of Haemonchus placei, 246 nucleotides long. The record is from the annotation of a GenBank genome assembly. Lineage: Eukaryota; Metazoa; Nematoda; Chromadorea; Rhabditida; Trichostrongylidae.